GUGACGUCGGCGGACUGAUUCGGUGGCAACAGCGCCGCAAAGGCAAAAAUCUUCGGCCGCUGGAAAGAGAUACAACGCGACACACACACGCAGGGAGAACGUGGUCCAUACAUUUAUUUGAAGCAGACAGUCACAUACUGUAGCAGGCUUACCCGCUGACGGAAAUCAUGCUUUGUCGCGAAGAAAGAGAUUAGGCUGACGAUCACUUUGCAUCGGCGCAUUACUUGGGCUUCACGCGACGGUGCUAGACUUUUAACGUCACCAUCCGUCGCGCGGUCUAUGUCUCGGAACCGCGAGCACGCGCGCCCAUGGCCUCGGUAAACAGGGACGAGGAGCAGCGAUGGGUGCCGACGCACGUGCAGGUGCUGGUGAUCCGCGCCCGCGGGCUCCGCGCCAAGGGCAAGCACGGCACGAGCGACGCGUACACCGUGGUACAGCUCGGCAAGGAGAAGUACUCCACAUGCGUGAUAGAGAAAAGCACGGAGCCCGAAUGGGGCGAGGAGUGCACAUUCGAGCUGCAGCCUGGCGUGCUGGAGGACGCGGGCCGCGACGCACACCCGGCCGGCACCGGCGACCUCACCUUCACCGUCAUGCACCGGGCGCUCAUCGGCCUUGACGUGUUCCUUGGCCAGACUGUGAUCGCGCUGGACAAGGCGUUCCGUGAGCGUGCGUGCAUGAGAAACGAAUGGUACAAGCUUCAUUCUAAAACUGGCAAAAAGGAGAAAGAAAGAGGGGAGCUUCAGCUAACGGUGCAGUUCACUCGCCAUAACCUGACGGCCAGCAUGUAUGACCUCUCCAUGAAGGACAAACCUCGGUCAGCCUUCAUCAGGCUGCGUGAGCGCAUGCGUGCCCGGAAGCGUGGUGGGGAUGAAGAGUCCAACUCAGCCAUUGUGCCUGGGGGUUAUGGUGCGUUGGCGCGCAUGCGGAGCCGUCUGCCAAGUGAUGGUGGUGGAGAGGAAGACUAUGAGGAUGACGAAGGAGGGGAGUUGAGGAGGAGUAAAAUGAGGAGUUACUUCCUUCACGGAAGGUUACGGAAGUCUUCAGACACACGUUCUAGCACAUCUCUGGGUUCUGAGAGCAGCGAGUCAUCUUCUAGAGGGGGCAGCCUUAGCCCAACUGCUGGCAUCAGUGUAGUGGUCUCUGACCUCUCCAAUUCACCCAGCAACAGCAGCAACCUGACUGCAGACAACAGCCCAGAGCACACAGUAGCCCCCUCACCACUGGUCUCUCCUGUUAGAUAUGUGUUUGAUGAGGAGUGUGACCUUAGCAUCCCAGUGCCUCAUUCCCUGACCACUGACAGUGAUGCCCCCAUUCUCCUGCCCUCUGUCUGUGUAAAUGGAAAUCCAGUGGAGACAUCUCCUCUUACUCACCAACCCCCCUCACUGGUACUACAACAUCCUAGGCCACAGACAGAGACCCAACAAGAAUCACCAAACACUCCUCAGACUAGCCCACCACAGAAAGGCAAACCUACUCAGGCCCAAACCACCCAGCCCCCAGAAAUCAAACCUCAACCCAGUUCAGAAUUUCAGACUCUUCAGCCUAAAGUGGAGUCUAAAUCCAAGCCUGACCUGCAGUUCCCUGCAGUAGGACUGCUGCAGAAGGGUUCUGCUCUCUCUUUAUCUUUGCAGAACCUCUCUCGCCGUAAAGAGGAGCAGCAGGGCGGAGGGCCUAUAGACGGCCGCCGCUGGUCUUUUGACAAACCAGGAGAGGAGGAGAAGGCUGCCAUUGCUGCUGCACUGGAUAAUGCUGGGUUGAUGGCCGAUGAAACAGUGGUGGAGACUGCUGUGUCUGUAAGCGAGAUAGAAGUUCAAGGCAAGAAGAAGCGAGGCUUGUUCUCACAUGCACGGGCUGAAAAAGUGGAAAGUGGUCAUGCUCAGCCAGCUGCAGAGGGAAGACACAGAGGCUGGUUCAGCUCUAAGGACCCAUACAGUAAACCAAGCCAGCUGGCUGCUCCUCAGAUAGACUUCAGCUCCAGCACAACCCUCUCUCUUUUAUCCCCGUUUCCCACUGAUCUCUCAGAGGGGAUGACUUGCCAACAUACUAACCCCUUCACUUCCACCUCAUUCAUCUCUCCUGCUAACCCUUUCUUUUCACUACUUAAGCAAAAUCCAUUUUUCCAAGAGCUGCAUACUGUCACUCCAUUAACACCUGCUUUGCCCUUUCUCUGUAGCCCAGCCAUCCAUCAACCUGAAGUGCCUUCCUCCAGACCAAGAAACCCCACCCCUCCUCUAAUUGUAGUUGAAGCUGGAAAUUCAAAGGGAAUCCUAGUGGAUGGAGCAUCACCUAAUCUUACAAAUUCUUUUUGCAGAACUGAUGCAUCAGAUGACUCUGACAAAUAUACACAAUGUGGUGAUUUCAUUGGUGAUAGAUUGAAGCUAAACUCAAAGAUUGGUACUCAGAAGAUGACUACCCUUCCUUCUUCCUACCCAAUUGAACCAACUAAUCAAACACCCACAUGUGGUGAAGGUGACCCAGUUGUGUCCAACAAAGCUUAUGCUCUAGAAAGUGUAUGUAAUAUAACCCCAGCAUGCACUUUAAUGGUAGAUGCACUUUCUCAUUCUGAAGCUGAAGCUAAUUUUAUACACUGUGGUACUCAGAAGACUGACCUCAAUAAUUCUGUUCCUCUGGAUGCGUCGGAAUCUGAAUUUGACUCCUCAUUGCCUCAUAACUCGAGCAUAGAUUUCUCUGAACUUCAUGCCCUAGCAUGCCCUUACCCUACACGUUCAAGCUGCACAUUUAAUAGGGACAAAGUCAGUGCAGUCUCAGUCUGCCAAAUAAAUAUUACACCGAAUGCAAUGUCGGUGUUGUCUAUGACUCCUAAACCCUCAGCACUCAGUUCUGAAUCAUUAAAUUACUUUGGCCUGGAUGAAAAGUUUGAACAUGAAACAGGCAAGUGCAUUACUUUCAAGAGACCGACAGAUGAUGACACUAAAGGGUCUGUAGAAAUCCAGAAGACAUCUCUGCCUUACUGCAACUUUGAUAUUCGGGAAACAUCUUCCAUUGUAACAUCUGAAUCUCCAAGCAGGGGUUGUAAAGUCCCAGAGUCAAAGUCCCUCUCAAAAGGACAACAGAACUUCAAAUCAGAUUUUGGUAUUGGAACAGGAGAUGGAGACGUAGUAUUGAAAGAGUCUGCCAUUAAAGAAAGAACAUGCUUGGAUGUCCAUCCAGCAACAUAUCCAUUAGGAUUGUCCAUUCCCUUAGGACUCAGUGACUCUGUAUUACAAGGAAGAUUGACAGUGGAGAAAGAUGCUGCAGGUAAUCCAGGAUGUGGAUCAUUAGACACAAGUGAAGUUUGUUUUGUAGGGAAAGGUUUUGAUAUUGAGAACUUGAAGGUUCUUAUGGAUUCUUCUUCUACAGAAUCAAGAAACAUGUCAUUUACAAAGGAGAAACUCAGUGAUUCUCCACAUAAUCCAUCUAAGGGACGUUUCAGUUUAUCUGAAACCCUCAGUGGACCAUAUUUGGUAGAGAGACCAAAUGGUAGCAGACAGACAUUAUCUUCAGCACUGUCUCCUGGGUAUGUGCUUUCCCAUAGCCACUAUGAGAGUGUAGACUCUGAGCACUACCUCACAUGUAUGUCACAGCACGGUUCUCUUACCAUUUCCCAACUCUCUCCAGUGGCCUGUCUGAAAAGUGACACUUUUCAAGAAGCCAAGCCAAAAUCUGGUUCAUCCCAGGAAGUCCUGCCAACAAAUUACCAGUCUCAGAGGAUUGUAUCAGAACUACAGCAAAACCAAGCUGAAAUUUCUCAAGAAACUUUGCCAAAAAAUGAAGGUAUUUCUCAGUCUGAUCCUUCAAACCCACCAUUAUCUCUUACCUUCUUGCCAAAAUCUUUAGAAAAAUGUGACAUUAUAGAAGAGGCCAUAACAGGCACUGUUACAAAUGAAUCAAUACAAAAAUAUGAUCCCCCAGUGGACACAAUGAUGAACCAUGAUUUGCUACAUGAGAGAAUUCCUGAUAUUUUGGAUAUGAUGACAACAAUGGCAGCGGAAGAAUGUUUAAUGUUAGAUUCUCAUACGUUUAUGGAUAAGGAUAUUUGCUCAACUGAGUCUCAUCAGUCCCACCAUGUGAAAUGUGAUGGUGCUCUAGAGGACCUGGAGAUUAUCACAGAUUUUGGUUGGUCCACUGAGAAUGUGUGUGUCUGUGAUUUUGUAUCUGAGCCAACCUCUAGCAUUACUGAGGACUUGGUUAUGACAGAUUUGCUCCUGGAGAACGUGUUUGUGGCCCAGCAUGCUGUGACACAUUCUGUUGGCACAAGCCCUGUCGCGCCCACUGUGCCUAGGGAGACUUGCACAAACAUGGAAUUGUGUCCUGAUUCUGUUAAAGCAUCACAAAUAAGUAAAAAUACACAAGCAACAACUACUGCAGCUUCUGUUCCACAAGGGGAGUAUUUGGGCAGCAUUAUACACUGGUCUACUAUUCAAACACCUCUGCCUGAACCAUCAAACCUGGACCGGCUAACUUCAGGGCAUGAUCUCUUGAUAAGCUCCCCUUUGCUUGAACUCUCACCACUAGCCUCAUCUACACCACAUGUAGCAGUAGGUAGUAAUAGUCUGCCACUGUUGUCCUUUCCUAUGCCCUCUGCUCCAGCAAAAUCAUUGCCGCAUACUGUACUAGCUUCUGCUGCUGCUGCUCUUCCCCCCGUAUUUGCUGCAUCCCAUGAUUAUUUCCCCCAGGAAGAACAUCAGGUACCCUGUCAUAACAGCAGUCCACAUCCAGUGAAGCCUUUGACACCGCCAGAUGAGAAGAGGUCAGAAGGGCGGUCUAUGCUGGAGAAGAUCAAGUCCACCAUUCAUCCAGGACGAGGUCACCAAGGAGACCAGGAACCUGAGAAGAAGCUCUUGGUGGAGGGUGGAGGCUCCUACUACCAUCUGAACCACAGUGAGCUGGUGUCACUCCUGGUACAGCGGGAUGCUGAGCUCCAACAGGAGAGGGAGGAAUAUGAGCGCCAUGGCUUGUUGCUACAGAAGCGGGAGGUGGAGUUAAAGAAGAUGAAAAUUUUAAUCCGAGAUCUAGAGGACUACAUUGACACUCUGCUAGUCCGCAUUAUGGAACAAACGCCUGCACUGUUGCAAGUUCGUUCCAAAAUUAAAUGACCCGAUAGAGAUUCAGCAAACAUUUCAUGGUCACUUCACAAAUCUUCCACAAUCCCUGGGCAGAAGUUGCAACCCUGCACUGCUACUGCUACCAUGUAAAUGUAGAUUGAAGCAUUAUUGAACAGGCACAGAAAAGAUAUAUAUUUGGCAUUCUUCGCUGUCUACCUACAGUGUCUACCUAUGUGAGCCUCCCGUAUGUGGCCAGGUGCACCCACCCACCCCCUCCCUUCCUGACUCCCGCAAUUCUUAUUCUUAUAGGAAUUUCUGAGAAAUUUUACUUUCUUGCUCACUUCCUCUAAACGGAUGUGUAAGAGGUGCAUCUGUCCAGCUAGUUACCAAAGCUGCCUGUCAAUCAAAGGAAGGUGUGGUCUGGUUUUAGGAAACUUGGGUGAAUAGUCUUUGCUGCUUGAAAUAAUGCGUUAUCCAAAUGUUCUAUUUUGUUCUUCCAUUCUCCUCACGUUAACGGGACCUAUGUCAUGUCAAGCUCAUAAAACUAUGCUGCUUGAACAGGCCAAUUCUGAAGCGGUCAAGUUAUAAAAACAGAUAUAGCUGCGUAAGAAAGCAGAAUCGGUCAAUUCACAUCUGCUUGUGCCUCAUGUCAUGUCUUCCGCACUUUAAUGAUAAGCAUAAGAGUAGAGGCACACACUAACCUGCUGGUUCCCCAGUCUGUGUCUGUCAACCGGUCCCCUUCCCACCCUGCUCGAGCUAACAUGCACACAUUGCUGCCAGUGCUUUCAGGGGUAAUGAACAGGAUAUAUACUGUUCUUACUGCAUAUAUGCCACUCUGGUGAAAUGCCAAAUGCUGCCUUAUCAUAUGUCUCUGUUCUGUUAUUGGUGAAACCAUCACUUUUCUGCUCUGUACCUUACCUUGAAGUGUGAUUGUAGGGGACUGUGUGUUCAGACCUGAUUACCAACAGACUGUUAGGUUAAAUCAGGUAAUGUCACAGGCUAUUACUGCCUCAGUAUUGAGCGAUGAACAAACAGUACUGUCUCUAAGGGAGGUGGAUGAUCAUGGAAUACAAAAUGCCAGAAGUUGCUAUAAUUCAGUGUUCCAGUAUUCCCAGUGCAGCAAUGGCUCCGGCCUGUGUCAGUGUGCCUGUAGUGUUCUUCUGAUGUUACCCGGAUGUUGCCACUAUCAGUGUUUUUUGCAGUGUAGCACCAUCUGUAGUUGUGUGGUAGCAGCCUGUCUAACAGCACUUUCAAACCACACAUACACUUAAUUAAAUGGUUCUUCCUCAAAAGCAUAAGUACUGAGUAAACACGAAUACAUGCACAUAUACACUGCACUAGCUCAUUCUCUGAACCUAAGAUAUUUACAGUAUUCCUGUGCUACUGUAAUUCUUAUAGUCCAGCUAACCUAGAAAAUCAGAGCUCAAUAUAUUACAUGUAACGUGUCAAAAACUUGCAAUUAGAAGCACUUAAGGUUUCACAUGUUCUGCCUCUUACUGAAUUAUGAUCUCUAGCUCUUAGGUUGUGAUUGAUAUAUAAAUUGAGUGAAUUAGACUGGUAUGGUACUGUCGUUUGAGUGGACUCAUGGAAUAUUAAUGUCAGUCAGAGACUAAAGUUUACAGUUCUUAAUAAACCUGGUGUUUUACCUUUCUAUGUCCUUAUUUAAAGGAUAUAAUAUUUAUGCUUUGCUUUCUUUUUGUUCCUUUUUUUUUUUGCCCUUUAAUUUGCUGUUCCACAGAGGUUAUAUAAAAUUCUAGUAUCUGUUCUAAAUUCACUUAUGGGUUGCAUUUUACUUUCUUGCGCUUUGUUCCAUUUUAUCAGCUAUUGAAGUUCUUUAUUUAUUUUUCCUUUUAGGUUUUACUGCCUUUUUAUUUUUACGCCCCGUUUGAGAAUAUGCUGUUCUACCAAGGUAUGACUGUGUUCGCUGAGAUGUUUUCACGUUUUCUCUUUAGAAGUCUAAUAAUGUAGGAAGCAAUAGUGUGGUGUGCUAGAGAACGGUGAAAAGCCAGAUGCAGCCUGCAGUCCAGUCCAGCAGGAGGUACAAGUGCCCUUGACUUACUGUCAUGUUGUAGAAUGUGUCGGUGGAAUGAAUAUAGAAACCAUUAUUUGUGAUUUUAAUUGUUUAUUUGUUAAAGCUGCAUUUCAGUUUGAAAAUAAAAACAAUUUUGUGUUUAUUCCAUUCCUACACACUUGUUCUUGUAAUUCUAAAAAAAGAUAAAUUACCAUUGUACUUACUUUAUUUUAAAUAAAAUGGGCUAUUGCAUUAUUUAACAGUUGAUUGGUUAUAUAGUAACAGUUACAUACAUAGUUGACUUUCACAUUUAGGUUUCUUUUGAUUUUGUGAAUCCAUGAAUAUAUAGAGCGGACCGGUCCAGGUGAAGCUCACGGACCCUGAUUACUCCACAGGCAUAGAAAUGUUUCAUUUUUAAAUCAAAUCUUUCCUUGAGGUGCUGUUCUUUGGGAUGUCCAGGUUGUAUUUUGCCUGUCUCCUAGAUGGCAAACGUUAGUUUGUUUGAUUAUUGUAUUGAUAAUUGAAAGGGAAUGUUAAAAUCAGCUCUCUGAUUUGUCCUUUUGCAUCUCUCAAUGAAAUAAACUCUUUUCACUUUGAGAUGGGUUUUUUUUUUUUUUUUUUGUAUAUCUUGUGUGGUCAAUGGGGGAUGUGAAAUUUUUCAGUUAUGUAACACAGUCAGCAUGGGGUCAUACAGCCUAUAGUGCAAAUAUAAUACUAUUAAAAUAAAAUUUUAAAAAAGGCCAAAUAGUGACCAAGAUUCAAUUAUUGUGAAUCUCAGUGAUAUACAGUACAUAUCUGUAGACUGACAUAGCAUUUAAUAUAGACACCAUAAUAAUAUGUCUGUUUUUUGGUAGGCCUCUUAAUAAUUUUUAAUCCAAUCCAGAACACACCAGAAUUCUUGCUUAAUUUAACUGAGUAGCUGAAUUAAAGGUAGCUGAAUUAAAUGGCCGGUUUUAUUUAUCAUAUUAAGCUAAAAUGGACCACUCUGUAAAUUUUCCUCUCUCAACAUUUUGUAUUAUAGAGGCCAUAAACAUGGAUAAUGAAAUCAUACUUCUCAAUGAUUAUGAUAAUAUAAUCAACCUUAUAUAAAAUUUACAAAGAAAAAUAUUGACUCUUUGGCCAAAAGAAUGUAGCCACCUAAUCAUAUGUGCUAGUUGAACAUUCCUUUCAAAACCAUGGCCCUUAAUAUGGAGUUUGUCCUCAUUUGCUGUUAUAAUAACCGCCACACUUCUAGAAGGCUUCCCACUGGAUUUUGGAGCAUGACUGUGGGGAUUUGUGGUCAGCCAGCCACAAAAGCAUUAGUGAGUUCAGUCACUGAUGUUGGGGGAGGAGGACUGGGGUUUUCAGAGUUUAAACAGAGUUCCAGUUCAUCUCACAAGUGUUCAGGGUUGAGGUCAGGGCUCUGCGUAGGACAUUCGAGUUCUUCCACUCCAGCCUUUGCAAAUCAUGGAUCUCACUUUGUGCACAGGAGCAUUGUCAUGCUGGAACAGGUUUGGGCCUCUUGGUUCCAGUGAAGGGAAAUUGUAAUGUUACAGUGUUUAAAGACAUUCUAUACAAUUGUGUGCAACCAAA
Molecule: messenger RNA, 8628 nt
Organism: Ictalurus furcatus (blue catfish)
Lineage: Eukaryota; Metazoa; Chordata; Actinopteri; Siluriformes; Ictaluridae
Gene: rab11fip5a
Product: RAB11 family interacting protein 5a (class I)
Exons: 6
Coding region: 309-5096 (1595 amino acids)
Biological process (GO): regulated exocytosis
Cellular component (GO): secretory granule; phagocytic vesicle; recycling endosome
Molecular function (GO): small GTPase binding
Source: RefSeq, a predicted model, not a curated record